Messenger RNA from Wasmannia auropunctata (little fire ant), 865 nucleotides. RefSeq names its product proteasome subunit beta type-4 (gene Prosbeta7). The record is from RefSeq and is a predicted model, not a curated record. The coding region runs from base 46 to 801 and encodes 251 amino acids. Lineage: Eukaryota; Metazoa; Arthropoda; Insecta; Hymenoptera; Formicidae. The transcript is spliced from 5 exons. Gene Ontology annotation, cellular component: proteasome core complex.
GUGGAGCUGUGCUGCAAGUAAUUUAAUUUUUAGUGAUCGGCAGAAAUGGCGUUCGUUGGUAAGGACGCUCCGCCUCUGUGGCAAAAUGGACCGGUUCCUGGGGCAUUUUAUCACUUUCCAGGGAACGAAUAUGGCACCGGUGGAUUCCAGAAAUCACAAUCCCCCAUAACGACCGGCACAUCUGUCAUUGGUAUACAAUUCAAAGACGGCGUCGUAAUUGCGGCGGAUGUCCUGGGAUCGUACGGAUCGCUCGCUCGUUACAGAAAUCUGGAGCGUCUUAUGAAAGUUAACGAAAACGUCAUUCUAGGCGCGUCCGGUGAUUAUGCCGAUUUUCAGUGCAUCAAGAGUUACGUAGAAAGAAAGAUUCUGGAGGAACAGUGCUUGGACGAUGGAUUUAGUUUGAAGCCGAAAGCGCUUCAUUGCUGGCUAACACGCGUCUUGUACAACAGACGAUCGAACUUCGAUCCGUUUUGGAACAAUUUUGUGAUUGCUGGUUUGGAAAAUGGGAAACCAUUUUUGGGGACUGUGGAUAAGCUUGGAACAGCUUACAACGAUCCCGUUAUUGCGACUGGAUAUGGCGCUUACAUGGCGACGCCUAUACUGAGAAAAGCUUACGAAGAGAAUAACGAAAUGAGUAAGGAAGAGGCCAUCCAGCUUCUAUACAAAGUGAUGCAAGUUCUCUUCUACAGAGACGCGCGAUCUUUCCCAAAGUACCAUCUUGGCAUUGUUACGAAGGAAAAAGGUAUCGAAAUACAAGGACCGCUAACCUUAGACAGUUAUUGGGGACCUGCAAUCCUGUAAAACUGUAAUAUUUUCGUAUUCUUUUAAAAUAAGUUAUAAUAAAAGAGUUUACGGUGAAAAAAAA